AUGGCCCAUUUCGUGCGCGCGGCCCGUCUCGCAAAUGCGAUUUCCAGACAGCCGUCUGGGAUCUGGCCCCAGCAGAGGAAGCUGCAUCUGGCACCGCCGUUUCUGCUCGACAGCUACGUGCCUCGCUAUCAAACGCUGGGCGCUCGUGAUGCUGCCCUGAAGCGCUCCAAGGCGUACGCCCAUCUUCGGAAUUGCAAUCUUUGUCCACGUUUGUGUGGCGUUAACCGUUAUGAGACGACGGGCAUGUGCCUUAUCGGAGACAAGGCCAAGGUCAAUGUCAUAGCUCCUCAUUUCGGCGAAGAGCCAUGUAUACAGGGACACAAUGGCAGCGGUGCCGUCUUCAUGAGCGGCUGCAAUCUGCGCUGCGUCUUCUGCCAGAACCACGACAUAUCUCAUCAACGAAACGGGAUGGAUCUGACGCCUGAAGAACUGGGUGACUGGUACAUGAAGCUACAGACAGUCGGCAACGUACACAACAUCAACAUUGUUACCCCUGAGCACGUCGUGCCGCAAGUGGCGCUCAGCAUCCUUCACGCCCGCGAGCUCGGCCUCAACGUUCCCAUCGUUUACAACACGUCGAGCUUUGAUUCGCUGGCGUCGCUGGAGCUGAUGGACGGGCUGGUGGACAUUUACCUGGCUGACUUCAAAGUGUGGGAACCGAGCACAUCCAGGCGCCUGCUCAAGUCCGACGACUACGCUGCGACUGCCAAGGAGAGCGUCAAGGCUAUGCACUCGCAAGUGGGCGAUUUGUGCUUCACUGGGGACGGCAUCGCCAAACAGGGUCUCCUGAUCCGCCAUCUCGUGAUGCCCGGUCGCGAGCACGAGGGGGUGGAGAUCAUGAAGUAUCUAGCGUCCGAGAUCUCGAAAGACUGCUUUGUCAACAUCAUGGAACAGUACUCCCCACGAGCACAUGUGGGACAAAAGAGGCGUGAUAAAGGUGGCGGUAGCCAAACAAGGUACGAUGAUAUCAAUAGACCUGUCAAUGACACCGAGGUAGCUUCUGUUCGCGAGGCUGCACAAGAGGCGGGACUGUGGCGUUUCAACGACGCCCCGAAGCACGACGGCUUUGCCAUCUGA
Messenger RNA from Akanthomyces muscarius, 1077 nucleotides. RefSeq lists its product as uncharacterized. The coding region runs from base 1 to 1077 and encodes 358 amino acids. The transcript is spliced from 2 exons. NCBI's taxonomy places the organism in Eukaryota, Fungi, Ascomycota, Sordariomycetes, Hypocreales, Cordycipitaceae. Gene Ontology annotation, molecular function: iron-sulfur cluster binding; catalytic activity. The record is from RefSeq and is a predicted model, not a curated record.